Messenger RNA from Dictyostelium discoideum AX4, 1356 nucleotides. RefSeq lists its product as hypothetical. Gene Ontology annotation, cellular component: membrane. Lineage: Eukaryota; Evosea; Eumycetozoa; Dictyosteliales; Dictyosteliaceae. The record is from RefSeq and is a predicted model, not a curated record. The transcript has a single exon. The coding region runs from base 1 to 1356 and encodes 451 amino acids.
AUGGAAAUUUCGCCAACUAAAAUUAAAUCAGUUUUAUUAAAAUUAAUCCAGAUUUUAUUUUUUACAAUUUCAAUUUCAAUUUAUAUUGAUUUAGUUGGUAAUAGUAAUAAUAAAAAUAAUAUUAAUAAUAAUAUAAAUAAUGAAGAAUUAUUAUUAAAUAAACAAAUACAAAUUUAUUAUUGGUUUGUUGGAAUUAUAUUAUUUUCAAUUGCAUGGAGUAUUGGUACAUUUAAAUGGUUAUCAAGAUUCUUUUUAACAUUUUUCAUAAUUAAAUCAAUUCAACAAUUAAUUCAACAUUUACCAAUUGAGUUUUAUGAUAAACUUAGAAAUUUAAUAGUUUUUGGAACAUUUUCAAAAUUUGAUUUCACAAGUACUGGCAUAAUCACUGAAUCAUUACCAACAUUAUAUGAUAACUUUUUUGGUGGAAACAUUUCACCAUUUUCAAUUGAAAUAAUUGGUAUUCAAUCUUGUUUAAUCAUUUUCUUUAGUACAUUAGGUUUCAAUAUUUAUUUAGCUGACAAAUUUUGGUUAAUUAAAACCAUCAUUGUAGAUUGGAUAAUCAGUGCUAUACUUUUAAUCAUUUUCUCCAUCACUGACCUAUUAAUGAACCAAAGUAAUGUUUAUUCCGUAAUCUCCUAUAUCUUUGGUUCAAAUGUCUUAGGUUUCGGUACCAUCAAAAUCCAAGAAUUCCUUUGGAACCUUUCUUCAAAAUAUGAUGAUAAAUUAAAUUCAACAAUAAUAAAAUCCACAAAAUCAAAUAAUAACAAUAAUAACAAUAAUAAUAAUAAACAAGAUGAUAAUAUAAUUUAUGAUACAGAUUCCUCAUUUAAUGGACAAUCAUCUUCUUCCUCUUCUUCUUCCUCUUCUUCUUCUUCCUCCUCCUCUUCAGCAACAACAACAACAACAACAUUGGUUAAUGAUAAUUCAAUAAUUUCAGAAUAUGUUACAGAGAAAAUUAUGAUUGAAGAAAAUGGUGAAAUUAAGGAGCAGGAAGUUCAAGUUGAUAAAUUAGAUUAUAGUAAAUUAAAUGAAGAUCAAUUGAAUGCAAUUUUAAGUGAACCAAUUUUAGAAACCCAAAUUACAACUAGAAAUGUUUCAUAUCAUAAAUCAACGAGAUUUAUAAAUAAUUUAAUUGCACCCGAAAAUAUUAAUUCAAGAAUUAGUGCAAAGGAAUUUGUUGGCGUAAUUAUUUUAUGGGUUUACACAAUUUCAAAUUUUAUAAUUUCAGAUUAUUCACUUUUAACAAUUCCAAAUAUUUUAGUUGUAGUUGGUUUCUCUGGUACAAUUCUAACUUAUUUAUCAACAAUUUCUGCUAAAAGAUUAACAAAUAAAAAUCCUUCAAAAAGAGAAUGUUAA